AUUAGCCACGAAGCGUGCGAUCCGGCACAUUGCAGUGCUACCGCUGGUCGGGAGAAGAGAUUUCGCCGAUAGGUUUGGCGUUUGAAGUGAACACGUGUGCGUGUGUGUGCACGUUGCAGUGGUGUGUCCGUGUGCCCGUGUUUUCGACGGUGUGUGCAAAUCAGAUCAGAGUGCUCCCUUCCGACUUCGCUAAUCAAACCGACCCGUCAUGGCAACAACCGUGUUCAACGGCUACUCAAUAAUUCAAAGCAGUAGACGUCAGCCUGAAAUGGAUAGCAAAGCGAAGCAGGCGAAGGAAAAACCGUCCACAGCACCACGGCAUCGCACAGUAGGUAAUGAGCUGCAGAGCGUGAAACAACAACAGUCCCAGCGACAGCAGGAGCCUUCCCGUGUGCCGGACCGCGCCGAAGCAAACGAAGUGCCGACACAGACGACGCAACCAGGAGCCAUCGGUGACACCAGCAACCGGACGAUAGCAGCAGCAGGACUGACCGCAGCAACCAACAACACUACCAGCAGCAACACCAUGAGCGCAUCGUUCAACCGUGACCGUCUUGGGCAGUGGCCCGCUGAAUCCGACGGCGAAAUUGCAGGUUCAAUUGCUGGCUUCGAUCGACUCCGGAAUGGAAAGUUCAAUAAGGGUCUGUCCUUCAGCAUCGAGGAGCGACAGGUGCUGGGCAUCCACGGACUGAUGCCGGCGGUCGUCCGCACGGAGGAGGACCAGGUGAAGCACUCGAUGGAGCUGCUGAAGCACUAUAACGAUCCGCUUAACAAGUACAUCUACCUGAUGGGUCUGCUGGAUCGAAAUGAGCGUCUGUUCUACCGCGUGUUGGCGUCUAACAUCGGCGAAAUGAUGCCGCUCGUGUACACACCAACGGUUGGGCUCGCGUGCCAGAAGUACAGCCUGAUUUUCCAGCAACCGAAGGGCAUGUACAUCACGAUCAACGACAAGGGGCACGUGUACGAGGUGUUAAAAAAUUGGCCAGAAAGCGACGUGCGCGCGAUCGUGGUAACGGAUGGUGAGCGCAUACUUGGGCUCGGAGAUCUCGGCGCGAACGGAAUGGGUAUACCGGUGGGCAAGUUGGCCCUCUACACGGCACUCGCCGGGAUCAAGCCGAGCCAGUGCCUGCCGGUGACGCUGGACGUCGGUACCAACACGCAGAGCAUCUUGGACGAUCCGCUGUACGUGGGGCUGCGGCACCGUCGUGUCACCGGCUCGGCGUACGAUGAAUUCGUACAGGAGUUUAUGGAGGCGGCCGUACGUCGGUUCGGUCGCAACUGUCUGAUCCAGUUCGAGGACUUUGCCAACUCGAACGCGUUUCGAUUUCUGGACCAGUAUCGAAACGAUUACUGUACGUUCAACGACGACAUCCAGGGUACGGCGUCGGUAGCAGUAGCUGGACUGCUUGCCUCAUUGCGAAUCACUCGCACGAAGCUGGCAGAGAACCGUGUACUGUUCCAAGGUGCAGGUGAGGCUGCGCUAGGCAUUGCCGAACUAUGCGUGAUGGCGAUGAAGCGUGACGGAUUGAGUGAGGAAGAGGCCCGCCAACGUAUCUGGCUUGUCGACAGUAAAGGACUGAUUGUGAAGGACCGUCCUGCCGGUGGAAUUAGUGGCCACAAGCAUCACUUUGCGCACGAGCACGCACCAGUCGAUACGCUGGUGGAAGCCGUCAGAGAGCUGAAGCCAACCAUCCUGAUCGGUGCAGCUGCCAUUGCUGGUGCGUUCACGCCGGAAGUGUUGCGCACGAUGGCGUCCAACAACGAACGGCCCGUUAUUUUCGCCCUCUCGAAUCCAACCAGCAAAGCCGAAUGUACCGCGGAACAGGCGUACGAACACACGGACGGACGGGCCGUAUUUGCGUCCGGCUCUCCGUUUGCUCCGGUUACGUUCGGCGACAAGACGUUCUACCCGGGCCAGGGCAACAAUUCGUAUAUCUUCCCAGGUGUAGCGCUUGGAGUGCUGUGUGCCGGUGCGUCCACCAUUCCGGAGGAGAUAUUCCUGUUGUCCGCGCAGCGGUUGGCCGAAAUCGUCACAGACGAAGAUCUGGCUCGGGGCAGUCUGUAUCCGCCGCUGGAAAACAUCAAGGACUGCUCGAUCAAGAUCGCCACACACAUCAUGGAUUAUGCGUACGCAGAAGGAUUGGCCUGCACGAAACCGGAACCGGAAGACAAGGAGGCGUUCGUGCGCGCCCAGAUGUAUGACGCGAGCUACAAAUCAGCCGUCCCGUCAGUGUACACAUGGCCGAAGUUGUAAGGACCUUGAACCCUGCCGUGUCUGCGUGUUUUUGUUUUGUUUGUUGUCAUGAUUUCCUCCUUGUGGUGUUACUCUAUGGGCCUCUCUUGUGGCGGUGUUAGGACUCUGGAUUGUUAUAAUUGUUUUUAAACUUUUUUUGUAUGUCUUGGUGGUUUUUGUUUAAUAACCGUAGAAUUUACUUUCACCUUUGAACGGCAAGCAGUUUUCUGUGUAUAACACAUCAGCACUUGUUGACUUCAGAAGUGAAGAAAAACAACACAUAUUCACACACAUCCGCAAGCAAAGCUGUUCACUCAAAAAGCAAAACAAAAAUUAAAUAAAUUAAGCACUAUUGAUGUUGUAGUGAGAUUAAGGUUGGUUAAAAAGAUUUCACGGCCUUCACAGAAUCAUAAAUUGUCUUCGUGGAACUAUGUUCUCUGCUCUCGUUCCAUAUAAAACAAAAUGCGGAAAAGUAAGAAAAACAAAACAAAAAUAAUUAAUGUCCAAACUUACAACACCAUUUCAUCAACUCUCCCUCUCCAGUGUCCAUUCCUUUAAUCCCCAUUUCCCCACUAUCACACAUUUAUAUACAAAAUAUAUCUCGUACAUGUUUAUCGAAGUGAAAGUGAUAAUAAAAUGUGUAAACUAUAUGGCUAA
Molecule: messenger RNA, 2890 nt
Organism: Anopheles stephensi (Asian malaria mosquito)
Lineage: Eukaryota; Metazoa; Arthropoda; Insecta; Diptera; Culicidae
Gene: Men
Product: NADP-dependent malic enzyme
Exons: 3
Coding region: 209-2254 (681 amino acids)
Biological process (GO): malate metabolic process; pyruvate metabolic process
Cellular component (GO): mitochondrion
Molecular function (GO): NAD binding; malate dehydrogenase (decarboxylating) (NAD+) activity; malate dehydrogenase (decarboxylating) (NADP+) activity
Source: RefSeq, a predicted model, not a curated record